ACCCCCUGCAUUCCUGUGCAGGAUCUUUGGAAAGAUAGAAGUAGAGCGCGAGUUUAGGCAGGGUGGCGCUUUCUCCCUGGCAACGGAGGGGUGGGGCUCUGCUUUGCUCAGUUCUCUUCGUGGAGUGACAGCUUAAUCCCUGUUGGGUGAGGCGGAAUGCGUGCAUCAGACCCAUAAGGAUUCGCAUUCCGCUUUUUUCCUUUCACUUCGAGAAUCUCUCGGUGGAGUUUGGAGUCUCAGAAGCUCAAAAUGUCGCGAAGUUUCUCUGACAUGGGUAGCAAGAAAGAACAUGUUAAAAUCACAACAGAACAAAAGCCUGGGUUUCUGGAGCGCCUCAGUGAGACUUCUGGAGGGAUGGUCAUUGGACUUGCCACAUUUGCACUUUCCUUCUACAUUCUUUUUACCAAUGAGGGGCGAGCUUUGAAGACAGCCUGCUCUCUCGAAGAGGGACUUUCUCUAGUGAUCUCUCUCGACAACAUCCAGAAUGUAUUACAAGAGAAUGAAAGGAAACUAGUGCAUCUUUCUGGUGCCCUUGGAACCUCAAAGCCUUUGUAUGAUCCCAGCUAUGGACUUUCUAUCCGGGCAGUCAAGCUCAAGCGUCAUGUGGAGAUGUAUCAGUGGGUGGAGUAUGAAGAUUCCAAAGAAUAUGAAGAGAAUGGGGAAGUGAAGAAGGAAACCAGAUAUUCGUAUAAUACUGAAUGGAAAUCGGAAGUUGUGAACAGUAGAAAUUUUGAUCGAGAAAUUGGUCAUAAAAACCCUAGUGCCAUGGCUGUUGAAUCUUUCACUGCAAUUGCUCCUGAUGUCCAAGUGGGCAGGUUCUUUCUUUCCAAAGGUCUUGUUGAGAAGAUUGAUAACUUCAAACAGUUGAGCUUGUCAAAACUGGAAGAUCCCCAUGCUGAUGUGAUCCGUUCAGGGAAUUACUUCUUUCACAGUGAGAAUCCUCGACGUCCAGAAGUAGGAGAUCUUCGUGUUUCAUUCUUCUAUGCAGGUUUGAGUGAAAACCUGCCCCACCUGGGACCAGCAGAUAGGGUGACAGUAGUUGCUCGUCAACACGGGGACCAAUUAGUGUCAUACCAAACCAAAUCUGGGGAUGUCUUGCAGAUUCUCUAUCCUGAUGAGCUCUCUGCAGAGGAGGUGUUCCAAAAAGAACACGAGGGCAACAGCAUGAAGACUUGGGGCCUACGUGCAGCUGGAUGGUUGUCUAUGUUUGUAGGCAUUGGCCUUAUGACCAGAAUUUUUUACACCCUGGUGGAUUGGUUUCCAGUACUCCGGGACCUGGUUAACAUCGGCCUGAAAGCAUUUGCCUUUUGUUUAGCCACUUCUCUGUCCCUACUGACCAUUUCAGUGGGCUGGCUGUUCUACCGGCCUCUUUGGGCAGGACUGAUUGCCCUGCUGGCUGCAGUUCCCAUAGUGAUUGCAAGGUCCCGGGUUCCACCCAAGAAGCAGCUGUGACAGCAUGAAGAAUGUGCCUCAGGGUGCGCACCUGAAUCCCUGUGCAGUCGUGAGACAUCCAGAGCUUCUCAACUAUUACCAUUGUGUGUAUUCUUUUACAAAACAAAAACUCCUUUACAUGGCAAUCAGACAGCAGAGAAUUCCACGAUGGACCUAGAUGCAAAACAUUUGUACAGUUUUUAGUACGUAACCAAGUGGAAAAAUUGCAAGUGUCCCAAUUUGUCUUUUAUAAGAAGUUGAUGGAAGCAUAACGGUAGAAAUAAAUGAAAGAUUUUUUUUGCAUGCCUGUCAGGCCCAGGAUGUGACUCAGGAACCAGACCAACGGCUGUAGUUAAUUCGUGUUUUAUUAGGGUAAUGUCCAAACAAAGACUGCAUUUUCUCAUGAAGCAAUACAGGGAUACAGGUCCUGCGGCAUUGGGAGAAAGUUGACAGAGCAAGGGACUUCUUCCCGCCUGUUCUUUAAGAAGGGGCCAAACGGGCGCGCAAUCUUUCGCUCCUCCUUAACUGCCCCUCAGGUACUGCCCGCCUUCCCCCCCUUCUCUCCUGUCUUUUCAGCUGUCUGCGUGUGCGCGGUGAGGGGGGAAGCAUCACCCCCUCCUCUUCUGAAGUUUCCGAUUCCAGGAUGGGGGAUAGGGGAGGGGCUGAUGGUAAACUGCCUCCCUGCUUUUCGGCUGUGAGCAGCCCUCCCUCUUUCCCCUCUUGCUCUGAGCCUGAAAGAGGGGGAGGCGUGAGAAUGUCCAGGGAGGGCUCAGGCUCCCCGUUGCUAAGUGACCUUAUCACUGGCAGUUCCUCUGUUUCGUCUUCGCUCCAAAGGGGGGAAGUUCCUCCCCCUUCCCUCUGCCAUCCAUCCGAAUACUCUUCUCCCAACUCUCCGGGAUCCAGCUCCCCGGGAUUGGGACCCCAGCUCUGCCUUCCGACAAUGCCUGAUGUGACACCCUUCCCUGGCUCUCCCUGUCAGGUUCCUACCUGCGCGUGGCUACUGCCUGUCACUAGGCACCACCAGGGACUCCACCAGUCCGGACUGUCCUUUUUUAUUGUUUCUCUCCCCGCUCUAGCACAGAUCUCAACAGAUCCCCCUGCUAGGCAACCACCAGUCACGUCCUAAUACUAGUAUUACCAGAGACUCUGAAUACUGGUAUUGUUAUUCUCUUCACUGCUGCCACCAUUUGUUACAGUUUCCCUUCAGACUUGGUCAUUACCUUACCCUCCCUUCUGGUCUGUGAAACCCCAGCCAAGGAUUAGGCCUUUGGUAAACCAAAUUAAGUAUUUAUUAAAGAUAACAAAGCUAACAAGAUUAACAAGAUUUCUUCUUAAGACACAUAAGCAUAUGGUUUUACUCAAUACUAAUCUGAACUCCACCCCCCUCCUUCUCCACUCUCUCCUGGCAAACCACUCUCUCAAACCCACCAAACAACCCACUCUUUCUCUUCUCCCCCCAGAUUCCACUCUCACUCUUCCUUUUAUACGUUCAGCCAUUUUAAACACUCAGCCAAUCAUCUAGCAUUCUACUGCCCAUUCACUCCCCCUCCUCUUUCACUCCACUUACCAUGUAUCUUCUAAACAACCAACACUUACCAUAUAUACAUUAAUAUAGGAACAUCACACCUGACAUUAAGCACGAAGCUGCCUUUGCAGUUUGAUUAAAAUAUCUGCCAGCCCUCAUAAAGGAAGGAUAGGUGGUAUGUAGUCUUGAUGAGGACCAGAUCAGGCUUUGAAAACAGUGUGUAAAUCAUUAUAGUUUUUUAUUCUGCCUUUUUCUCAUUUAUCUCUGCUGACUGUAGGUUAUAUAUUUUUAAAUGCAUGCAACUGUUUUAUCUCAUUUAACUUGCUCCGUGCUAUUCUACUUUUAAUCCUUGGGUGCUUUUCCCGAGUAUUUUAAGUAAGGUUUGGUGUAGGAGCUUAAAUAUGAUGCAAGGGGUGAAAUGGCCCCCUCUUGGCCAUGUUAAAGUGUUUAUUGAUCCUUUUUCUUCUACUGUUAUCACUGAGUACCUAGAGCUUUGUCUUGUUCGCAUUCACUUUAUUUCAAAGUCACACCAAACUGGUAGGUGGUGCAUGACCUCGGUUGGAUUUGUACCUGUGGUCAUUCUUAACAGGACGAACCGACUCUAUUUACAAAAAUACAUGUAUCACUUUUAAUGACUUGAUUGGGAAAUUAUGACUUAAAACCAAAGCUAAAGCAACAGCCUGAGGAUAUGGUCUGUCUUGCAUUUAAGCAGGUGAAUAUGUUACUUUUACUGAAAGGUACAUUAUGUAAACAGUAAUUACUAGCAACAAUAAUUUAUGUAAGGUUGACAGGGAUAUUUCUACAUAGAAACCUCUGUAGGGUACAGCUACUGAUUUGUAUCCAUGCCUUUUAUCCUGCUGCAUCCCAUUGUAGUUCGAAAUAGAGGGUAGGCUACAUACACUUAAACCUCAGUUUUUCUUCAGUGAUUUUAGGGUUUUUUUCCCCCUGGGUCAUUACUAGGAGUUAAUCACAUUGUUGUUAAAUUCCUCAUGGUGAUUACCACAUGAGAGACAUUCUGGAAAGUGGAUGAUGGCUCUUAAUAUUGUCCAGAUUAAUACAGUCCUAUUCUUGGAGUUUGACUACUGCUGGGCAUGGAGUCCCUGGAUCACAUAGUCUGGUCACUGGUGGAAUAGAUAGAUGAUCUCAACAUUUCAACACAGUCCAGACAAAGAGGAAUGGAUACCAUCUGCUGCUUAAGAAGCUUGUGAUGGCACUGUUUAACAUUUUGUUAUUGCAUCGACUGUGUGCUAGACACUAGUAUGGAAGAAGUAUUAUGCCUGUAUUUUUUUAAGCUAAGAGGGCAAAUUCCAAACUGUAUUUGUAUACUUUACAGUAGCAACUUUUGAAAUUAUUGCGUUGUGGGUUUUUUGUGUGUGGAAGUGUCAGAUUUUUAUAUUCUCUGAAUAAAACCUUCAAGAGUGGAA
This is a messenger RNA of Rhineura floridana, 4380 nucleotides long. It is a transcript of the gene TMEM43, whose product is annotated as transmembrane protein 43. Gene Ontology annotation, biological process: nuclear membrane organization. Gene Ontology annotation, cellular component: nuclear inner membrane. NCBI's taxonomy places the organism in Eukaryota, Metazoa, Chordata, Lepidosauria, Squamata, Rhineuridae. The transcript is spliced from 12 exons. The coding region runs from base 250 to 1452 and encodes 400 amino acids. The record is from RefSeq and is a predicted model, not a curated record.